Molecule: messenger RNA, 502 nt
Organism: Ruditapes philippinarum (Manila clam)
Lineage: Eukaryota; Metazoa; Mollusca; Bivalvia; Venerida; Veneridae
Product: beta-microseminoprotein-like
Exons: 3
Coding region: 143-472 (109 amino acids)
Source: RefSeq, a predicted model, not a curated record
UGUAAACCUAAUCUGCCAUUGUACUUGGUGCUAUGUAUAGGUUUACACCAAAGAACCCUUAGAACUUCAAACAAACAGAUAACACAAUAUAUCACGGAAGACAAAAACCUACUGGAGUCACAGAUUUGUAGAUCCCUUCAAAAUGCAGAUCGUGCUUCUUGGUGUUUUAUUUGUAUGCUUCUUGGAUGUAACGGUUGGUUAUUGUUACCGUAAAGUAGAAGAUGGAGUUCAUUGCACGCCUAAGGACGGCAUAACAAUGUUAGACGGAAGUGAGCUACUUUUACCAGAAAAGUGUGAGAAGUGUACAUGUUCCCGCCACACUGAUUCCUCAUCCUUGGUUUUGUCUUGCUGCGGAUACGGUAUACACGCAGGGACGUUUGGUCCACCACCGGGUUGCGAAGUGAUUGCUGGCGACGAUGGAUGCUCAGUCAAGAUUGUUCAAGCCCUAGACCAUUCAAAACCAUGUGUGUAGCAAAAUGACAAAUAAAUUAUUUGAAAAGAU